AUAACAAUGGUCACGACCACACUCACGCCUUUUGCACUAGACGCCGAUCAGCAACCGGUUGGUUCCUUUUAGUAGAUCCGCAGCGUGUCUGAAUCGAGCAAGAUGACGAAGGGAAAGAAGUGGGUUCUGGAGAAGCAUUUCCAGGGAAUGCCCAAGAGGAGCGACAUGAAGAUCGUGGAGUUCGAUAUUCCGCCAAUCAAGGAUGGAUCGGUUCUGUUGGAAGCAGUCUACCUCAGUGUGGAUCCGUAUAUGAGACCGUACACAGCUAGAUUUCCAGCAGGGAUCACCAUGAUCGGCCAGCAGAUAGCAAAGGUAACCGAGAGCAAGAACGCCGAUUUCCCGGUCGGUACCAACGUGCUGACCAUGGCUGGCUGGGUCAGCCACUCCGUAUCCGAUGGCAAGGAGCUGAUCAAGAUCCCGCCUUAUCCGAAGGGAGUGCCGCUAUCUCUGGCAUUGGGAACACUGGGCAUGCCCGGCAUGACUGCGAACUACGGCUUCGUUGAUAUCUGUGCGCCCAAGGCUGGUGAGGUGGCCGUGGUCAGCGGUGCAGCUGGGGCAGUCGGUAACGUGGUGGGACAAAUAGCCAAAAUCAAGGGUUGUAAAGUCAUCGGCUUCGCCGGCUCGGAUGAGAAGGUGGCCUGGCUGAAGGAGCUUGGAUUCGACGAAGCCUUCAACUACAAGACCAUCAAGGAUCUGGACGCCACAUUGAAGUCUGUCGCUCCCAACGGCAUUGACUGUUACUUUGACAACGUCGGUGGAGAAUUUUCCAGCACCGUGCUUAGCAACAUGGCACGACUCGGACGCAUCUCUUGCUGCGGUGCUAUCUCGACGUACAACGAUACCAAACCACUCAUGUUACCCGCUGUGCAUGGAACCCUAGUCUUCAAGGAGAUCACAAUGAAAGGUUUCAUCAUUAGCACCUACAAAGACCGCUUCCCUGAAUGGAUAAAAGAACACGUCCAGUGGAUGACAGAGGGAAAGUUGAAAUACAAACAGCACGUCACCAAGGGAUUCGACAACAUGUUCGAUGCAUUCAUGGGGCUGUUCUCGGGAGCCAACACCGGCAAGGCCAUCGUUGAGGUCUAAGCAGUCGUACAGGCCUAUCGUCACUAAUAAACCAGUUGCAAUGAAGCUGAAGAUAAGCGAUAGAGUUACGAUGGUUUUGGAGUGAUUUCAGACGUUUUUGUCUUUCUUCAGUUUGCCUCGAGUUUGGGAAAUGAUGUAAAGUUCACUUUUGUGGUUUUACACGAUUAGAUGAAUCAACAUUGUUCCCUGUUCCUUGAAGGGCCAAACCUAACAUUGAUUCCUAAUUUCUGUUCUUAAUCUAGCAUUGUUUUCAGUUUGCUUUAGGCUUAAUAAUGUGGAAGAACUAUUCCAAGAUUAAAUGUGAAAUUUGUCAUACUCUCUUCAUGUAAUCUAGCCGUAAAUUUACCAUACAAUGAUCUGUAGUUUAGACGUUCUGUUCAAAAUUUAAUUUUGAUUAAUUGGCAUUAGAAUAUACAUCUAAGACGCAUAAUGCCAUCGAUAUGUCUAAAUACGAGAUAAUGCUAUAUCAAGAUGCUUUUAUAACGGUCAAUGUAUAAUGAAACUAUUAUUCUAGAUAAAACAUUUUAUUUUUCUUGGAGAAUGUGACAUGUAGUUCUACAUGCAUAGGCCUCAGCCAAUAAUGCUAUAGACUGUGUUCUCCUCCGCCACCAAAGAUUUAAUGCUGCAUAAUAUUUUUCACUAUGCACACGUUUAAUGACAAUCUGGUGUAGUUACAUCACAAAUGGGAGAAUCAUAUAUAAAGGACGUGAAGUGCAAAAUACAUAUUUUCGGUAAUUUCACUUCAUUUUGACAAUGUAGGGCCUAUACAGUACACCAUUGGGAGAGUUUUAAUGUUUUCAUAGGAAUAAAGUGAGAUGAAGAUAUGAUGUA
Molecule: messenger RNA, 1917 nt
Organism: Patiria miniata (bat star)
Lineage: Eukaryota; Metazoa; Echinodermata; Asteroidea; Valvatida; Asterinidae
Product: prostaglandin reductase 1-like
Exons: 9
Coding region: 103-1086 (327 amino acids)
Biological process (GO): prostaglandin metabolic process
Cellular component (GO): cytoplasm
Molecular function (GO): 15-oxoprostaglandin 13-reductase [NAD(P)+] activity; 2-alkenal reductase [NAD(P)H] activity
Source: RefSeq, a predicted model, not a curated record